Molecule: messenger RNA, 1365 nt
Organism: Camelus dromedarius (Arabian camel)
Lineage: Eukaryota; Metazoa; Chordata; Mammalia; Artiodactyla; Camelidae
Gene: GALT
Product: galactose-1-phosphate uridylyltransferase
Exons: 11
Coding region: 279-1274 (331 amino acids)
Biological process (GO): beta-D-galactose catabolic process via UDP-galactose, Leloir pathway
Cellular component (GO): cytoplasm
Molecular function (GO): zinc ion binding; UDP-glucose:hexose-1-phosphate uridylyltransferase activity
Source: RefSeq, a predicted model, not a curated record
CCAGCAAGCGAGCAGGCAGAAGUCCCAGACGAUACCUUCCUGCAGUGGCAUCAUGUCGCGCAGCGGAGCGUGUCCAGAGGAGCGCCAGCAGGCGUCAGAGGCGGACGCCAUGGACACAGCCUUCCGGGCGAGCGGUAACUGCAGGGCGGACGGGGCUCGCUGGGACGCGGAGCCGAGCCCUCCCCUUCCUUAGGAAGUUGUCGUCCCUACCGGCAGAGCAUCAGCAUAUCCGCUACAACCCGCUACAAGAUGAGUGGGUGCUGGUGUCAGCUCAUCGCAUGAAGCGGCCCUGGCAGGGGCAAGUAGAGCCCCCGCUUUUGAAUACAGUACCUCGCCACGAUCCCCACAACCCUCUGUGUCCGGGGGCCACACGAGCCAACGGAGAGGUGAAUCCCCACUAUGAUGGCACCUUCCUUUUUGAUAACGACUUCCCAGCUCUGCAACCUGAUGCUCCUAGUCCAGGACCCAGUGAUCAUCCACUUUUCCAAGCAGAAGCUGCUCGAGGAGUUUGUAAGGUCAUGUGCUUCCACCCCUGGUCGGAUGUGACACUGCCACUCAUGUCAGUCCCCGAGAUCCGCGCUGUCAUUGAUGCGUGGGCCUCAGUCACAGAGGAGCUGGGUGCCCAGUACCCUUGGGUGCAGAUCUUUGAAAACAAAGGUGCCAUGAUGGGCUGUUCUAACCCCCACCCCCACUGCCAGGUGUGGGCCAGCAGUUUCCUGCCAGAUGUUGCCCAGCGUGAGGAGCGAUCUCAGCGAGCCUAUCAGAGUCAGCAUGGAGAGCCCCUGUUGAUGGAGUACGGCCACCAGGAGCUGCUCAGAAAGGAACGUCUGGUCCUAACCAGUGAGCACUGGUUAGUUCUGGUCCCCUUCUGGGCAGUAUGGCCCUUCCAGACACUACUGCUGCCCCGUCGGCAUGUGCGGAGGCUGCCUGAGCUGACCCCCACUGAGCGUGAUGAUCUAGCCUCCAUCAUGAAGAAGCUCUUGACUAAGUAUGACAACCUAUUUGAGACAUCCUUUCCCUACUCCAUGGGCUGGCACGGAGCACCCACAGGAUCAGAGGCUGGAGCCAACUGGGACCACUGGCAGCUACAUGCUCACUAUUACCCUCCCCUCCUGCGCUCUGCCACAGUCCGGAAAUUCAUGGUUGGCUAUGAAAUGCUUGCCCAGGCCCAGAGGGACCUCACCCCUGAGCAGGCUGCAGAGAGACUAAGGGCACUGCCUGAAGUUCAUUACUGCCUGGGGCAGAAGGACAGGGAGACAGCAGCCAUCGCCUGACCACGCUGACCACAGGGCCUUCUGCCUGAGGGAACCAGGGCCUAGGGUUUGGGCAGAUGUGGGAUAAAUAAAACUGCUUCUCAAACUUUAA